CGCUCGGUGCCGGCCGCCAUGGGGGCGGCGGGCGGCCGGCACGGCUUCUACGUGGGGCUGGGGCUGGCCCUGGCCUCCAGCGCCUUCAUCGGCGGCAGCUUCAUCCUGAAGAAGAAGGGGCUGCUCCGGCUGGGCCGCCGCGGCCGCGCCAGGGCAGGGCAAGGAGGACACGCGUACCUGCGAGAAUGGCUGUGGUGGGCAGGGCUGCUGUGCAUGGGAGUCGGAGAAGCAGCAAAUUUUGCUGCCUAUGCCUUUGCCCCUGCAACGCUGGUAACUCCGCUGGGUGCUCUAAGUGUCCUUGUUAGUGCAGUUCUCUCUUCCACCUUCCUGAACGAGCAGCUGAAUGUUCACGGCAAGAUUGGCUGCCUCCUAAGUAUUCUGGGCUCCACGGUGAUGGUAAUCCACGCUCCCCAGGAAGAAGAGGUUUCCAGCCUGGAGUCAAUGGCAGAGAAGCUGAAAGAUCCAGGAUUUAUUGUAUUUGCUGUGUGUGUCCUGGUGAGCUCCCUUCUGCUUAUCUUUGUGGCGGGACCCCGUUACGGACGGAGCAACGUCCUGGUUUAUGUGUUGGUCUGCUCCGCCAUCGGCUCGCUUUCUGUAUCCUGUGUCAAAGGCCUGGGGAUUGCCCUGAAAGAACUGUUUGCCGGGAAGCCAGUCCUGAAAGAACCACUGGGCUGGGUGCUCCUGGUGUGCCUGGUGAUCUGCAUCAGUGUCCAGAUCAACUACCUGAACAAAGCCCUGGACAUCUUCAACACGUCCGUGGUCACACCCAUUUACUACGUGCUGUUCACCACAGCAGUCAUGACUUGUUCUGCCAUCCUCUUCAAGGAGUGGCAGCACAUGGUGCUAGACAACAUCAUCGGCACCAUCAGCGGCUUCCUCACCAUCGUGUCCGGCAUCUUCCUCCUGCACGCCUUCAGGGACGUGCCCUUCACCCCCGACCUCCUGCCCCUCUUCCUGCAAGGCAGGGCAGACUCGCGCACAUCGUGGAGGAGCGCAGACAGACAUCAGUCGUGCCAGCACCAGCCUCUUCUGCCCUCAGAGGACAAAGGCUCUCAGAGUGUGGAAGAGGAAGAGGAGGAAGGUGAAAGCAUGUGAGGAAGCCUCUGAAGUGCUAGCUUCCUGCUCCCACCAGCAAGCAGCUCCACUGGGCAAGGGUGAGCUUGCUGCACCAGAUGCUGCUAGUUACUGUGCUUGUGGGAGUUAGCAGUCACCCGCCUGGGGCUCAUGAUCAGUGACUUCUCGCUGCCGGGAGGCUGCCGGGGACAGCAGCCUCCUGCAGCUACAGACACAAGCUCUGGGAACAGCCCCGCUGCCAGGAUCUAGUGCCUCUUACCUGUUCUUUUAUAUGAAGAAUCAAUCUGCCCUUGUCAGGACACAGGCUUUGACUGUGCAGAGGUCUGCAGCACUAACACAGUGCUGACCCUUACUGAAUGCAAAGGCCACGUGCUACGGGAGGCCUCAGAGCAUUUUCUUUUUUAAAGAUUAACAGUUACAAAGUAAUCUAACAUGGUGCUAAGAUUACAUAGGGCCAGACAUCUGUCUUUUCUCCAAAGGUGACAUAGCCAGAGUACUAAUUCAAAAAUUCUUCCGUAAAAGUACUCGUUCUGCUCACUCUGCUAGAAUUUAUUUACAGAUUCACAUCCAAGAACAGAAUACAGCCAACACUGGAAAACUUCAACGGUGCUGCCAUGUGCUGCUGUGGCUCUCAUAGAGGGACCAACCUCUUUGUGCAAUGUCUGUUGUGCAGGUUGAGGAAGCACCUGCUUACAGUAUUAAAAACAGAUUAUUUGUUACCAAG
Messenger RNA from Oxyura jamaicensis (ruddy duck), 1798 nucleotides. RefSeq names its product magnesium transporter NIPA2-like. Gene Ontology annotation, biological process: magnesium ion transport. Bases 19 to 1095 code for a protein of 358 amino acids. Lineage: Eukaryota; Metazoa; Chordata; Aves; Anseriformes; Anatidae. The transcript is spliced from 5 exons. Gene Ontology annotation, molecular function: magnesium ion transmembrane transporter activity. The record is from RefSeq and is a predicted model, not a curated record. Gene Ontology annotation, cellular component: membrane.